UGUGUAUCAGAGCCAUCUGAGUUUCACCAAGCGAUGGCCAUGGCUGGACUUCCACAGACUUGGGAUGCUCCACCUGCAGCACCAUCAAUGCAAGCGCCGCAAGCUUCGUGGGGACAGGUGCAAGCACCGCAACUUCCAGCACCGAUCGCUCCAGUAGGACGACUGCAGGUCUACAGUGAAGACUGCGAGGAUCCGAUGCAAGGGCAAAGUCCCACUCGAAAGAUGCCCGGUCCUCGCAGGAAUCGUCCCCGACAGGAGGUCUAUGUUCAAGACCUUCGGGACAGUGGCAGAUUCAGGCCAGUGUCGAAUCGCAAAGCGCUGACUCAGCCGCCAGGAAAGCGUGAUCGACCCGAAGUGCUUUCGGACGCCCAAAUGGCAGCCACGUUGCACAGGGCCUUUGGAAAGGAAAGUCUGAUCCUGUUGGAUCCAGAUGCUGCCUUUCUGGAAGCUUCAGAUCCCUCCGACUCGGACGUCGCAAAGUUGUUGUCCAACGUCUGGCAAUGUCAGGUGUUGGCAUCGGUGUGCUGUGCCCUAUGUCAGGCCCUUCUCGCUGGCUUAAGCAUUGCCAGCCUUUUGCUGGUCACAUUGCCGACGGAAGAACUGUUGGCUUUCAGUGCCCGGCUAUGGCCUUUUUUUGGUGGAGCUUUGCUGAUUCUGUCCGAGGUUUGCACCUUUGGCAGUGUCCUAAGUGUCGCACGACUGCUUUGGAUUCUUCAGGCUCGCACGGGAGAUGAACCUCCCUCAGGUGUGAGGAGGCGGCUCCUUUUUGCCGUGCUCCAUGCGACUCUCAACACCUCACUGCUGGCCUUGCUGGCCGUCGUCAGCUGUCAAGUGACGUGGCCGGAGUCGCAGAUCUUUUUGGUCGAAGGCCUUCUGGGUCUCGCAGCGUUGCUGCUGAGUUUACCCGAGGCAGUUCAGUUAAUGUCUUCUUCACCACGGCGCGUCUUCGACAAGUAGCAGCAAUGAAAACGACCUGCGUUUCACCAUCGUCGCAUUGACCAAUGUGUCAAAAGGAGCAGAACCAAUUCCAUCCCAUGGUGUAGG
Molecule: messenger RNA, 1044 nt
Organism: Cladocopium goreaui
Lineage: Eukaryota; Dinophyceae; Suessiales; Symbiodiniaceae
Source: the annotation of a GenBank genome assembly